AUGAAUAGUUUUAUAUAUUCAACGGUGAUCGUUUUAUUAUUAAACAGUUUAUGUGCACAAGAAAUCUAUGAAAAAGUGGAUGCUGUGUUGGGACAGAGUGUGGAACUGCCAUGCAACGUGACUUCGGAGAAAAAGAACGACAAACUCAAUAUACUCGCCUGGUACAGAAAUGGUUCGACUACAGCAUUUUACAGUCGCGACUUACGCCACGGAGACAAGAGUACCACAUCGUCAGGCAGUCGGUACCGGCUGGUGACGGGAGAAACCAAGGGGGAGGAUAAGUUGCAGAUAGUCAACGUGCGAGCCUCUGAUGCAGGAUUGUACACCUGCCUCGCAGACUUCGCAGCUAGUCCCGCUUACAAAACUCACGUUCAACUAGCUGUCAUUGAACCACCACGGCAUCUAUGGGUGGUACAUGAAAACGGCACACAAGUGGCAAAGGCCAGUGCCGGUUCCAACACGAGCCAAAACGUGGGACCUUACUACGUGGGGGACACCGUUCACCUUGCUUGCGUGGCCUAUGGAGGCAAGCCACUAGCUUCAUUGUCAUGGUGGACAGACCAGCGGUUUUUGAAGAAUACUCUGACGCCACUGUCGGAGCAUCGUGUGCGCGGUGACCUGAUAUACGGACCCUUACAGCGAGAAGAUCAUGGCAGAGUCUUCACAUGUUUAGCUAAAAAUAACGAAAUAAUCGCACCACUGUCUAUAGACAUCACCAUAGAUAUGUACUUGCCGCCUGACUUGGUGUCCCUGCGGAGCGAGGGUCCGGACUCGGAUGGGUCGACGGGACGGGUGCGCGCGGGCGAGGCGUUGUCGCUGCAGUGCCGCGUGCUCGGCGCGCGCCCGCUGCCGCCCAUCGUGUGGCGGCUCGCCGACAAUCAGCUGCUCAACUUGGAACAGAAAAUUACUAUGGAGCCCUCACAGCGGCUCGUGGUAAGCGACAUCCAGCUGACGAUAGACCGGAAGUACGAUGAGUCGCACAUUACGUGCUGUGCGCCCGCGCACCGCCGCAACUCGGAACAAUUCGUAUGCGCACAGCCACUACCCCUCACCGUGUUAUAUCCACCCAUACUGGAAAUCGUGGUGACCGACGCGAAUGUGGAGAACAACACGGUCACAGUAAUUAAAGGAUCCAACUUGUCCCUGGCUUGUAGUUAUCAAGCUAAUCCUGAUGUCUACGAACUUUUAUUUUUUCAUAAGGAAGAUAUGAUAGUUAACGCUGACAAAGACAGUAAAGGAAAUAUUCAGCAGUUUUUAGAAAUUAAAAACGUAACUGAAAAAGAUGGCGGCGAGUACGCAUGCGUCGCGAACAAUAACGAGGGAUCGACGUACAGCGAACCGAUCAACAUUGCCGUAAUUUACCCCUCCUACUGCGAAGAUGACGCCAUAAUGGAAUACGGCGUUGGAGUAAAUGAAGCGGUAAACUUAACUUGCAACGUGAAAAGUAACCCUGCGCCGAAAUCAUAUCGCUGGAUUCUAGUCAACGAAGCUGUGAACAUUAGCACUCUAAGAAAUCGUCCGCAUGAGUCUAUUGAAACUGAAGAUUCAGUAUUGUUGUAUCAACGACCUAACGAAACUGAUUACAGUACAAUUUUCUGUUGGGGACAAAACGAUGUGCCUUCUAAAGGGUUAAUUCACACCCCAUGCACCUUUUUGGUGACCGGAGAGACAAUACCUCGUCCGCCCACUAAUUGUGAAGCGAAGAAGAAUUCCGUGAAUGACAUCAUCAUCGCGUGUGAGAAAGGGCACGACGGAGGAUUGCCUCAGAAAUUUAAAUUCACCGUGCAAGCUGUGGACACUGCAGAAGAAUUAGUAUCAAUAACUAAUUUGGAACCAAAGUUCAUGAUACAAGAACCCAGUUACGAGAAGUAUAAAUUCAUGAUCAUAGCUUUUAACGAUAAAGGAGAGAGUCAAGUUGUAGAGGUUGACAAGGACAGCAUAGUGAGUGAAGAAACUGCUCCACCGGUGACAGUAAGCAGCGUGAGGAAUAUAACGACACUAGCGCUGGCUCUGUGCGGCGGCGUGGCGCUGGUGGCGCUGGCAGCCUGCGGCCUGGUGUUGUGUACGUACGAACGAUCCUCGCGCCUCGACCUGCCGCGCGACCUCUCCGACCCACCGCUCUGCGCUUAUAAUACUGAAGAAUCGAACUGUGAAACAUAUCACGACAGCGACGAAGGCAGCGAGUGCAACGUCAGACGGACGGAUUCGUUCCGGCGAGCAGUAUCGAGACAUUCCUCCAAGAACUUCGAUGUACGACGGACUAGUUCAUUUCACUCGGCGCGCUACAUGCACGACGUGGCCGACCAGGACGCAGUCAGCAAGUGCAACGAGAUACCUCGACACAACACCUGCAGGGUGCACUCCUUGCAAAAUAUUCAUAGAAAGAAAGAAAUGGACGCUUUAUGUGAUCACCUAGUGCUGCAUCUACCUCCAGAAACUAAUUACAACGUUCCGAAACCGAUGAAUACAUUCUACACGAUGCCCAGAAAAAUGCGACACAAACUCGCCAAAGAACUUAGUGAUGAGACUUCCGAAAUAACACAGAAUUCAGAUGGAUUUUCGUUGCCGCCUCCGCCGGACGAAUUCGGCACUUAUCGUGCAGGAACCCGAAUUAAGGAUAUGCCGACUAAGUCAACACCAACUUACACAACAGUUAUAAGAAAGAAUUCUACAGGGAGAGACCCCACUAAACAACAAUAUAAUGUAUCCACGAUAAACACAGUGGGACUGCCUACGGUCAGUGGAGGCCAACACAGUGGAGUGUACUCUUACCCUGACGAUGACCAUCAUCCCUCCCAUCAGCAGGACACGCCGAGUUCUACUGGCGGUUUCCAAACUUAUUUCACCCCUAGGGAAUCUGGGUUGUAA
Messenger RNA from Spodoptera littoralis (African cotton leafworm), 2868 nucleotides. Lineage: Eukaryota; Metazoa; Arthropoda; Insecta; Lepidoptera; Noctuidae. The record is from the annotation of a GenBank genome assembly.